AUGGCGUGGCUUCGAAGACGUGGCGCUGAAAAUUCCAAGCCGAACGAAUCAGCCACGAACAAAUCAAGAAAGCCUCCUAACACAGCCUUCAGACAACAACGACUCAAGGCAUGGCAACCGAUACUGUCACCUCAAUCGGUGCUGCCUCUGUUGAUUCUGGUGAGUGCCAUAUUUGCGCCUAUUGGAGUCGCAUUGAUCAUCACUGCUAAUAAUGUGCAGAACUUGAGCAUCGAUUACAGCCACUGUCAGCAGUUGGCGAGUUCGACCAGUUUCGAUGAAAUUCCGUCGAAAUAUGUGCACUUUCAUUUCAAGAAAAAGGUGGAAAAUCGUCCAACGUGGCGUAUUUCCCAAGAUGACGUCUCCGGUGCUUCGAACUGCGAGGUUCGAUUCGAAAUACCCACUGCUUUAAAGAAAUCCAUCUACGUGUACUACCAGCUGACGAAUUUCUACCAAAACCACCGUAAGUAUGUUCAGUCCUUCGACAUCAAGCAGCUCAAGGGCCAGGCGGUGGAUGCUGACGAUUUGACGUCCGAUUGCAACCCAUUGCGCGAGGAAAACGACAAAAUAGUGUAUCCAUGCGGGUUGAUCGCCAAUUCUUUGUUCAACGAUACUUUCCAGCCGCAAUUGACGGCCGUGAAUGACACAGAACUGGAUUACGAGCUGACAAACAAGAACAUCGCUUGGAAGGCCGAUCGCUCACGCUACAAGAAAACCAGCUACAAUGCUUCGCAGAUCGCUCCCCCUCCAAAUUGGUCUGCAAAAUUCCCCAAUGGCUACACCGAAGACAAUAUUCCUGACAUCUCGCAAUGGGAAGAACUGCAGGUAUGGAUGCGUACUGCUGGACUGCCGAAAUUCUACAAGCUAGCUCUCAAGAACGAAACCUCCACGCUCCCGAAGGGCAUAUACCAAAUGAACAUCGGGCUCCACUACCCGGUUUCUCUGUUUGGAGGCUCCAAAUCGCUUGUUAUAACCACCAACAGCGUCAUUGGCGGUCGGAACAUGUCUCUGGGUGUUUUAUACUUGAUAGUAGCGGGCUUUUCCAUCCUAUUUGGUAUCGUUUUUCUCAUCAAGCUCAUCAUUCAACCCAGAAAGCUAGGAGACCACUCUUUUCUGAGCUUCGACGACAACACUGAAUCAGAUAGUCGUCCAGCCACUCAAGAUAUUCCUUUGAGAGAGAUUCUAUAG
Messenger RNA from Lachancea lanzarotensis, 1185 nucleotides. RefSeq names its product LALA0S02e06260g1_1. The transcript has a single exon. The coding region runs from base 1 to 1185 and encodes 394 amino acids. Gene Ontology annotation, cellular component: plasma membrane; endoplasmic reticulum; Golgi apparatus. The record is from RefSeq and is a predicted model, not a curated record. NCBI's taxonomy places the organism in Eukaryota, Fungi, Ascomycota, Saccharomycetes, Saccharomycetales, Saccharomycetaceae.